AUGGAGAGCCCCUCACAAACUCCCCACAGUGGAAGCAGCCUCUGGAAAGGGAUUCUGAUCACAGCCUCCAUUAUCAGCAGCUGGAUCCAGCCAACAUCUGUUCAAAGCGAUUCCAUCAGUAUUGUGCCAAAACCUCCCUAUGGGACAGUGGGCAGCAGUGUCAUCUUGGACAUCCUGGGGUCCUCUGAGCAGCCUCCCAGCUAUACCUGGUACAGAAGGACAAAUGACCCCUACGACCAGAUUGUUUUCUACAGUGUUGCUACUGGAGAGCAGACACCACCACAAAGCCGGCUGAAGGUGUUCUCCAAUGGCUCCCUGCUCAUCCCUGACCUCACCCUCAGUGACACUGAUGACUACCUUGUACUAUUUCUUAAUUCCUCAAGUGCCCUGAUAGCAACAGCACGAGUGCAUUUAGCUGUGUAUGGGCCACUAUCCAAACCUACCAUCAGCAGCACCAACAUGGCCCCAGUGGAGAACAAGGACACUGUCUCCUUAACAUGCCAGUCUGAGAGUCAAGAUGUCACAUACCUGGUUUGGUUCAUAAACCAAGGCUCCCCAGCUGAUGACAGGAUACUGCUGUCCCUGGAUAACAGGACAGUCACUAUAACCAAGGCCACAAGGGAAAACCAAGGACCUUAUCAAUGUGAAAUCCGGAACCCAGUUGAUGUGACUAGGAGUGACCCAUUCACACUGAAUUUUGCCUAUGGCCCGGAUACUCCCAUGAUUGUCCCCACAGACACUCAUUACCCUGUAGGGGCAACUCUUGAGUUGUCCUGCUCUGCUGACUCUAACCCACCUGCCCAGUACACUUGGCUUUUCAGUGGAAUGGAAAUGGUGUCCACAUCCCAGCUCUCUAUUCCUAAUGUGAAUCUGAAUGACACUGGAACCUAUACUUGUAAUGCAUCUAACUCAAUCACUGGCCUGUCUAGCAGCAAAGACAUCAGUGUCACAAUCUUGGAAUAUAAUGGCUCCUCACUCUCUGGAGGGGCCAUGGCUGGUACUGUGAUUGGAGUCCUAGUUGGCAUGGCUCUCAUUGGUACCCUCAUCUAUUUCCUGUUCUACAGAAAGACUGGAAGGGCCAGCAAAGACCACCUUUCAGAGAAGAACCCUUCAGCACUCAAACACGGUGAGGACACCAUCCUGUAUGAAAACAUUGUUCACCUAAAAGACUCAGCUCUGUCUGCACAGGGCCUGGGCUCCUCCCCUGCUUUUCCUGAAGUCCCAUCUGAGAGUGCCUAUCAGGCACUAGACAUGACCAGAGUGGAUAUUUAUGCCAAGAUCGAUCCCUGGAAGAACCCUCAAAUCCAAGAAAGAGAGGAAGGCUCCUAG
Messenger RNA from Trichosurus vulpecula (common brushtail), 1329 nucleotides. RefSeq names its product carcinoembryonic antigen-related cell adhesion molecule 1-like. The record is from RefSeq and is a predicted model, not a curated record. Bases 1 to 1329 code for a protein of 442 amino acids. The transcript has 9 exons. Lineage: Eukaryota; Metazoa; Chordata; Mammalia; Diprotodontia; Phalangeridae.